GACGUAGUUAGAGAGGGAAAACCGAAAAGAGACGUCGCGUUGAAAAACGUUUAAAAAAGAAGUAACGUCGGUUGGAAGUUUAGCUUAAACUAAACAGCUGUGAAGUGGACAACAGGCUUUAACAAGGCAAACAAAAAUGCAGAGGGCAUCCCGUUUGAAGCGUGAACUUCAGAUGCUGAGCACCGAGCCACCUCCCGGAAUAACAUGCUGGCAAACGGAGGAACGGAUAGACGACCUCCGGGCACAGAUAGUCGGGGGAACAGGAACUCCUUAUGAAGGUGGACUCUUCUCCUUGGAGGUCAAGGUUCCAGAGAGGUACCCAUUUGAGCCUCCCAAAAUACGAUUCUUGACCCCCAUCUAUCAUCCAAACAUUGACAAUUCAGGACGUAUCUGCCACGAUGCUCUCAAACUUCCCCCAAAGGGUGCCUGGAAGCCUUCCCUGAACAUCUCCACAGUCCUCUCCUCCAUUCAGCUGCUCAUGGCUGAGCCCAAUCCAGAUGACCCACUCAUGGCUGAUAUAUCAUCAGAGUUCAAAUACAACAAACAGCUGUUCAUGGAGAAGGCAAGAAAGUGGACACAAGAACAUGCUGUUCAGAAAAACACGGGGGUUGUAGAGGGCAACAAAGAAAAUACUCCAGAUCAGAAAACUUUAUCCCGCAAAAGAGAGGCUCUCAGUGCGCAGCAAGAAGCACAGGAGCCAGCAAAGAAAACCUGUAUGUAGUUUCCACCUCACUUUUUGGAGCCGCAUGUCCCUCUUCUUCAGAGCCACCAUGCCUUCGUUUUUCUUAGAGUGCUAAUACUUCUUUCCAUUUAUUGUGUAGAUAUUCCUCUUCUUAAUUUAGAAAUAUCUACAUAUUUAUAUGUAUAUGUUUAUGUUUGUGUUGUGAUAUUAAAGUUUAUUUUGAAGCA
Molecule: messenger RNA, 909 nt
Organism: Toxotes jaculatrix (banded archerfish)
Lineage: Eukaryota; Metazoa; Chordata; Actinopteri; Toxotidae
Gene: ube2t
Product: ubiquitin-conjugating enzyme E2T (putative)
Exons: 7
Coding region: 137-721 (194 amino acids)
Source: RefSeq, a predicted model, not a curated record